Molecule: messenger RNA, 588 nt
Organism: Stylonychia lemnae
Lineage: Eukaryota; Ciliophora; Spirotrichea; Sporadotrichida; Oxytrichidae
Source: the annotation of a GenBank genome assembly
AUGAAAAUAAAUAGAUGGCAUUAAAUUGCCUUCUUAUCGUUGAUCUUCUUCCUAUUGAUAAAGGAAUCUUUUCAAAUCAUAACAGGAACAAUUGAAAUAAAUUCAGCAUAAAAUGUUAUUUUACAAACAAGUGCAACAUAUACGUUUAGACUGUCAUCCCAGCAACAAUUCUAUCAAAAUGGGAGACUAUUGAUUAUUUUUCCAUAAGACUUUACAUUUACAUCAACCUAAGCCUUAACCUGUGCUGAUGACUCUGGAACUAAUCUGAAUUGUGCUUUUAAUUACCAAGCAAGACUAGUAACUAUUACAUCUGGUUUGAAAAAUCUUGCGAGUUUUACAUUCAGCAUAUCAGGAAUUACAAAUCCUGGUGUAGCUGUUGAAACUGGAUACUUCACUUUUAGAAGCUAUUAACUAGACUCUGGAAGCUAUAAAUUCGUAGAAAACUCUGAUACUACAUUGACUGUAACACCUUAACCUGGAUCUUUGACUGGAAGUAAAUUAUAUUUUCACUUGAUUAUGAUUGAUUAGUAUAAUUUGCUCCAACUGAUGCAACUGUAGGAUCUACGACUACACUUUCAGUUAGCCUGA